Messenger RNA from Plasmodium vivax (malaria parasite P. vivax), 1260 nucleotides. RefSeq lists its product as hypothetical. The record is from RefSeq and is a predicted model, not a curated record. The transcript has a single exon. The coding region runs from base 1 to 1260 and encodes 419 amino acids. NCBI's taxonomy places the organism in Eukaryota, Apicomplexa, Aconoidasida, Haemosporida, Plasmodiidae.
AUGAAUCCCCUAAACGAUGAAAAGUUGGAAAAAAUUUCCAACAGCGAACUAAUUAGGAGGAUCAUGGAGCUGCAGAAUUCGUUGAUAAUUAUCUCUGACCAUAUGGAGUUACUAAAAAACAAAAAUAGAAUAUUAGAUGAAGAGAAUGAAAAGUUAGAAAAACACAUAAGAGACAUUGUAAACGAUGUGAAAACAGAACUUACACAAAAGUUUGACCAAAAAAGGUCACCUCAGUUUAGUUAUGCCCCGGUUAUGCGUGAGGAGGAGGAGGCAGCAGAAAAUUGCAACGGUUUUUAUAGCGAACAGGAACGGACUGUUCAACGUGAGCCCUGCCAAGGGCAGACAUAUGCAAACCCUAACUCGGUUGCACCUGUCCCUACAGAUGCCGCUUCACCGAGUGGGGGCACACCAUACGGAGACUCCUCACUAAUCGCACACACCACCAAUGUGCAGUCGGGGCAACACACAAAUCGUGCCACCCCAAAUGAAAACGAAACUAAAAGUGAUCAAACAAGUUUUGAAAACAUUUCAGAACAACAUGUAAAUAAUAAAAACCUCCAGAAAAAGGAGGGGCAAAAUUUAAACCUUCUAAAAGAACCCACAAAAAGUAAUAUAUAUAAUUUACUUAUGGAAACAGAAAAGUUAAAUUCCAUAUUUAACAUUGCCUCGAAUGUUCUCAACACGUCAUUUUUCAGCACAUCAAAAGAACAGGAUGGGAAGAGAAAGGGGAGUCAAUGCGUCCAAGUGUCUCAGGGGGUAAACCCUAUCGAGUUAGAUAAGCAGACACAAUGGAGGGGUUCCAAAAAUUGCAAACAGGAGCCCAACCGAACGGAGGGAAUUUCACAGGCGAAGAAUUAUGUGAACUGCCCAGGUGGAGGUGUUCCCCAGGGGGGUGCAGAAGUAAAGGGAGGAGAGGAAGCAAAAGAGAAUAGAGGCAUAACGGACGGGGUGGAAAUAAUGGAGGGCGCAGAAAUAAAGCAGCCGGUGAACAUAGCUGAGGGAGUUGACGCAGAAGAGGACGCUGAUAUAACGGGGGAAGCGCUUAAUGAGGAGGAAAGCCCCACUGGGCCGGACACCGAAAAAGUGGAAGACGAAAUACCCAGCGAGGUCGGACACAGUCUCGAUGAUAAAAUUGCCACCCCUCUGGAUUCACACCAAAUGGAAGAAAGUCUAAAUGGGGAAAAGGACAAAAACGAUGGGGAUGAUCAGACAAAGGAGAGCACACCUGACAAGGGGGAUACCAUCAAAAGGGAAAGUUAA